This is a messenger RNA of Corylus avellana, 1071 nucleotides long. Its product is annotated as F-box protein CPR1-like. Gene Ontology annotation, molecular function: protein binding. Lineage: Eukaryota; Viridiplantae; Streptophyta; Magnoliopsida; Fagales; Betulaceae. The record is from RefSeq and is a predicted model, not a curated record.
AUGAAGACGACUCAUCUCCCGCAAGAGCUCAUAACCCAGAUACUUUCCAUACUACCCAUCAAGCCUCUUGUUCGGUUUCAGUGUGUUUCCAAGUCAUGGUUCGCCCUAAUAAUCAACGACUCACAUUUCAUCAAUUUGCAUCUCAGUCGCUCCAAAGAACGCAUCCUCAUUUUAGCGAGCUCUGAGCCACUCGAUUUCCUCAUUGUAAACUUGUCCAACGAGGAUCGGUUCGGCGAGGCUGUGAAGAUCCAACACCCACUACACCACUCAGAAAGCAACCGUAUUGUAGACUCUUGCAAUGGCCUGGUUUGCAUCAACAACUACAACGAUGAGACUGUGAUAUGGAACCCAUUAAUUAGAAAAUACAAAAAAUUACCCUCUAAGCCCAGAGAAGAGUUGAGUCAUGACCAUUUCGCAUUUGGACACGACAGAGUCAACGACGACUACAAGGUUUUAAGGUUAGUGGAGUUCUAUCGACGGGAUGGAAGAAGAAAAUAUAGUCUUGAGGUAUACAGUCUAAGAGAACACUCUUGGAGAAUGGUGGAAGAAGAAUGGCCUAUUGUGGAAUUGUCACAUUUCUGCUACACUUACCGGGCCAUUUUCUCCAACGGUGCUUUCCAUUGGAUGGUUACUCUUGUGGCGGACUUAAAAAAGGUCCAUGUUGCAUUUGAUCUCAGCACUGAAAAAUUCCGAGUGCAUGAAUUUCCUGUUAAUUCUUCAAUCAAUUUGCGUGUCUUUUUGGUGGACUUGGGAGGAUGGCUUUGUGCAGUUUUUCAGGAUCUCUGUGAAGUUUGGGUGAUGAAGGAGUAUGGGAUAGUAAGUAGUUGGACUUUGCUUUAUGCGAUGGAGCGAGCUUUUACCAACUACCCACCUUUAGUGUUCUCACGUGACGGCGAAGAGGUUUUUACCGGAGAACUAAUUGAGAGUCACUUAAUGGAACUCUAUUGGUAUGACAUCAAAAAGAAGACACGCAGGAUUGUUGAGAUUGAAAAUAUACCCGUUGAUCUCAUUUUGCCUUACUUUUGUGUGGGAAGCCUCCUCCUUCUCGAUGCUGACAAUGACAAGGAAUAA